This is a messenger RNA of Polyodon spathula (Mississippi paddlefish), 5523 nucleotides long. RefSeq names its product protein FAM193A-like. The transcript has 22 exons. The coding region runs from base 162 to 4907 and encodes 1581 amino acids. The record is from RefSeq and is a predicted model, not a curated record. Lineage: Eukaryota; Metazoa; Chordata; Actinopteri; Acipenseriformes; Polyodontidae.
CCGGCCAUAUUGGAUUGAAGUCUGGAGGUACUGAGUGACUUGUUUUUUGGACCGUUUAUCUUGCCUUUCAGGGCAGCGGUUUCAGUUAAGUUUUCCUGGUAGAUAAACUACGCCCCCGCCUCCUAUAAGACGGCAGGCUGCUUUUGAUUUUAGGAGGAAAGAUGAGUCCGACCGAUGCGAAACGAGGAGCAAAGCGCAGGAAGAACAAGCGGGGCGGUGGCAGCAGUAGCUGCAGUAGUGCUGUUUGUGGCAGCGGCAAGGCCGGGGCUUCAGCUGCGGCCAGGAGUCAGCAGACAGCUGGAGCAUCAGCCGCGGCCAUGGGUCUGUUGACUGUCGGGAAUCCUGGAAACAGCAGCACCGGCAGCAUCACAGGCCUCCACGGAGAGGUUUCAUUAAAUGGUACACAGUUUUCUGAUAUGCCUAUGAAUUCUGAGUUUGCAGGAGUCCCACAGACCCCUUUUACCUUUGGCUUGAGUCAGAGGGCACCCUACACAACAGAGGAGCGCUGUCUUCUGUGUAGAAGUGAACGUAAAGAGAACUCAUUUUCAGAAAGUGGUACGCCCAGUUCAAACAAAAUAGCACUUUCUACAUCUCCAAAAACAAACAGUGUCCUGCAGUUACCUCUGUGGGUUUGUCCAGACUGUCGCCAUACAGUGGAGAAGGAGGAACGGCACGCUGAAUUAGAUCAGUCUCUAGUGAACCAGGACUUCUUAUUGCACAUGCCACUUGGUAACAGUGGAUCACCAGGAGGGAGGUUAAGUAUUGGAGCACAAGUAGCAACGCCAGAUCUCCACACUCCUGCACCCACAGAUACAGUAUGUAGCUGUGAAGCGUGCAAUGAGCGCAGGGAAAUUUCAGCAGAUUCUGAAAGGGAGCCUCAGCAGCUUCAAAAUUACUGGUCUGAAGUACGUUACAUGGUUAGAUGUAUUUACCGGCAGACUGGAAUAACACUGGCAGAUGACCAGGAGCAGACUCUGGUGCCAGAUAAGGAGGGAAUGAAGGAACUGAUAGACAGACUUUGUGAAAAAGACCCCUACCAGCUCUAUCAGCGGUUAGAGCAGCAGGCCAGAGAGUACGUGCUUGAAAUGAAGGUACGCCUGCUCCGACAUCUGUCUGUGGGAUCUAAAGUGGCAUCAGCAGUGCAAGGCCCUCCACAGGCACAUCAGUUCAUCUCUCUCCUUCUGGAGGAAUACAGUGCACUCUGUCAGGCAGCACACACAAUCAGCACUUUCCUGGUCACACUGGAAAAUGAACAUUUAAAGAAAUUCCAGGUGACGUGGGAAUUGCACAACAAGCACCUUUUUGAAAAUCUUGUAUUUUCUGAGCCACUGCUACACAACUGUUUACCUACACUGGUGGCACAGUUAAGGCUUGGAACAGCAUCGCACAACUCGUACAGUGAAGAUAUGUACAGUACCCUUCUUCAGAGUUACCAUCAGCUUGAUCAGGAAAUGAAUUUAGUCUCUGUUGAGUGGCUAGAAUGCGAAAAGCGAAUAGAUGACUAUGUUGAUGAACAGAUGGCAUUGAAAACAAAGCAGCACAUGUUGAAAGAAGACUGGGAGUUCUUUAAACAAAGAAAGUUUAUUGAAGAACAGUUAACAAACAGCAAGAAAUCACUUCCAGUGGAAAAUAAUUUCACAGACACUAUGAGACAUAUGCUUUCAUCUAGACUGAGCAUUUCUGACUGCCCGAACUGUAACUAUAGACGUAGGUGUACCUGUGAUGACUGUAGCCUUUCACAUAUUCUGACCUGUGGCAUUAUGGAUUCUCCAAUAACCAAUGACCUUCAUAUAAACCAGUUACCAUUGCAAGUGGAGUCUGCUCCUGACUACCUCUCUGAAAUACGCCCACCCAGCAUGUCAUCGGCUAGCUCAGGGUCGGGCUCCAGCUCUCCCAUCACCAUGCAGCAGCACCCGAGACUCAUCCUGGCAAACAGAGGCUCAGCCCCCACCUUCUGUAGUGAUGAUGAUGACGAUGAUGUGCCACCACUGUCGGCUAAGUUUGCAGAUAUAUACCCAAUGAAUAACUAUGAUGAUGCCGAGGUUGUGGCCAAUAUGAACGGAAUGCAUGGCGAACUGAAUGGUGGGGGCGAAAACAUGGCACUAAAAGAUGAGUCUCCACAAGUAAGCAGUACGAGCAGCAGCUCCUCAGAAGCAGAUGAUGAUGAAGCCGAUGGGGAGAGCAGCGGAGAGAGUCUGACCCCUGGAAAAAUGGCUCUAAUGAAGGAUGAUUUAGAGAGGGACAGUCCUCCACCGUCUUACCCAACUCAACAGGUUGAUCAGGUUCAGCAUGCUUGUGAAUGUCAUGUUUGUAAGCAAGAAGCAGCUGGACUAAAUGCAGCAGCACUUUCAUUUGGACGACAUCCUUCUGGCCACCAGUUCUUAACAAAGAAAACUUCUCACCCUGCUCUGCACCUAUACCCACACAUCCAUGGGCACCUGCCACUACACAUGUCCCACCUACCCAGGCCUCUUCUCCACCCCAAUCUUUAUUCAAGUCCACCCUUUUCACACAAUAAGACACUUCCUUCAGCUCCGACAUCUAACCAUACAGGUAAACAUCAGGUAUUCAAUGCUUCCCUUCAGGACCAUAUCUACCAGAACUGCUUUGGGAACACGACAGACUGGAACAGUUCUUUACCCCCAUCUCUUAAAUUUGAAAACUUGUGGGAAUCCACUGUUAUGAAAAACUGGAACCCUGCCAUUUUUCUACAAGAACCACAGUCAGGAGAUCUGUUGGGCCCUGCUGUCCCAGAAAUUAGACCAGACACGCUUCCACCAUCAUCCAGUACAGAAACCACAUCCACCACAGAAACCAAGGAAAAAAAGAACACAGCCAAGAAGAAAUGUCUCUACAAUUUCCAAGAUGCCUUUAUGGAACCAAACAAAGUUGUCAUGGCCACCUCUUCAGCCACCUCAUCAGUUUCCUGCACAGCUACUACUGUCCAGUCAAGUAAUAAUCAGAUCAAACUUUCAUCUAAAAGACCCACUUCCCUAGGUGAAGUAUUCCACAAUAUAGGCAAAGAGGACCACAGGCACCCCACUCCAGCUGCACCUAGAAGUAGCCCCACAGGUUUAGCAUUACUCCCCUCCCUAACAACUACAACACAGUCUCCUGCCUCUGCGCCUCAUCUACCCAAUCUCGCAACUCAACACUUCCCAAAGACUGCCGCUACAGCACCUGGGUUUAUGGAUCCUCACCAAGGACUGUGCCCCACCAGUGUUGUACUUCCUGCUGCUACCACAGAAAACUCUGUGAGCGCUCCACCUAGUGUUUGCAGUGACCCAGAUUGUGAGGGUCAUCGCUGUGAAAGCAAUAAUGUGUAUGACCAUCAGCAGUAUGAUGGGGAGGAAAGCCAGGAUGAGGACAGUUGUUCAGAACAUAGUUCUAGCACCUCCACGUCCACCAAUCAAAAAGAAGGAAAGUACUGUGACUGCUGCUACUGUGAAUUCUUUGGUCAUGGUGGGCCUCCAGCUGCACCAACCAGUAGAAACUAUGCAGAAAUGCGUGAGAAGCUGCGCUUGCGUCUAACAAAGAGGAAGGAGGAACAGCCAAAGAAAGACGAUCCACUGAGCGACAGAGAAGGUGUUGAAGACCACCGGAAAGUGGAAGAUCUGUUACAGUUUAUAAACAGCUCAGAGUCCAAACCAGUUAACAGCUCCCGGGCAGCAAAAAGGGCACGGCACAAACAGAAAAAGAUGGAGGAAAAAGCCCGCCUUGAUGCAGAGGCCUUGGAGAGGGAGCAGCAGCAGAUGCUUGAAGAGAAAAGGCGGCGGAAGGAGGAGGAGAGACUCCAACAAGAGCUUCAACGGCUUCAAGAACAUCAGCUACUCCGAGCUGCCAAGAAAAAGAAAAAGGAGAAAAUGAGAGAGGCUCUCAAAACAGACCCUGUUCUUCAAAACCCUCAGCCCUUAAAGGAGACUGCUCAGAAUGCAUUAGUAAAACUUCAGAAUGGUAAGGUGCAGUCAUGGGACAAAAUAAUUAAUUCACCCUGUUCACCCAUCAGGUCAGCAUUUAAUAAAGAGCAAAGAACAGUGCCUGAACCUUUUGUGACAAAGCAGAAUUUGGGGAACGAGAAAGACUUUAAGCAGUCUCAGCUACUGCAGAAAGAGGAAAAAGCAAAACAGCCAGAGGUGCUUGUACCUCCUCACACUGCACCACAUCGAGAGGUUAAUAGCAAGCCAAAGCUAAAACAACAGCUUAGCAAACUGGUCACAGAGAUGGGAAAACAGCCAGAGGUGCUUGUACCUCCUCACACUGCACCACAUCGAGACGUUAAUAGCAAGCCAAAGCUAAAACAACAGCUUAGCAAACUGGUCACAGAGAUGGGAAAACAGCCAGAGGUGUUUGUACCUCCUCACACUGCACCACAACGAGAGGUUAAUAGCAAGCCAAAGCUAAAACAACAGCUUAGCAAACUGGUCACAGAGAUGGGAAAACAGCCAGCUGAAGCAACUAAGGUCACAGAUAUCCAGCUGAAGACUGCCAACAAGAUCCAGGUAGAAUUGAAGCUUAAGCAAGCUGAUGAUCUAUCUGACCAGGAACUGAAAAAGGAAGAAAAGGUCAAUGUUACAAAUGGCAAGAAGCAAUUAAAUCAUAUAAAGGAGGACAAGCCCAUGGUAAUGAUUGAAUUGGCAGCUCCGCCUGAACAGCAGCAGAAUAACAAGCCCAACACAGGAAAGACCAAGAAAAAUAAAAAGAAGAAAGGAGAUAAGCUAAACAAUUCCAUUGAUGAUGUCUUCCUACCAAAAGACAUUGACCUAGACAGUGUAGAAAUGGAUGAGACAGAGCGGGAAGUUGAGUAUUUUAAAAGGUUUUGCUUGGACUCUGCUAGACAGACCAGACAGCGGCUUUCCGUCAACUGGUCAAACUUUAGCCUGAAGAAAGCCACCUUUGUUGCACACUGACAGUAUACAAAGACUUUGCAGAAACCAAUCAACGAUGACGCUGCUGACUCAGUCCUGCUUUGCUAAAAGCUCCUCUGUGAAGAACACUUUUGGCCUAAUAAUCUUGCAAAACCUGAAAAAAAAGCAGCUACCUUCUACCUGGAUUUGUUUGCUUGUGUGCUUGUAGUCUACGAGUGGGACAUUUCUCUUGACUGGCCAUAUCCUGGAGUAGUCCAGACUGCUUAACUUACGUUUGGAUGAAGGCCCUCCAAAAAUAGAAAAGAAAACGUUAACUGUGGCUAUCACACAUGCAUCCGGCACUUCAUUCAGAUUACUGACAAAGGAUUGAUCUUGGUCAGUGUCACUCUACUCUGCUCCAGCAUUCCCCAAACAAGAUUUUAAAAAGGAAGGCUAAUACUUGACACAGGUUUUUUUGUUCUGUUUCACAAUUCACGGUUUCAGAAGAGUACAGCUUACGCUAUGUGUUUGAAUGUAUUUGAAUACUUGCAGAAUGGAAUUUAAAAAGAACAAUACUCACACUAUCGAUCUGUUAUAGAGUGUAUAUUGUAUUAACACCGAAGCCUAACUGGCUACUUUUUUAACAUAUUGUUAAGUAAUAUUAAAAAUCUUGUCUUUC